CAUAUUUUAUGUUCGUGGCUUCUACCGGCUCGUGUACGAAGAAAAGUGAUCAGCUGAUUUAUCUGAAAAUAAACCCAGGGAAAAGAGAAUGCUGUUGCACAGGGUGAGAUCUUUAUUUUACGGCGCGAUUAUUGUUAAGGAGACGAACACAAUAUCCAGGCCGUUUCUCCGGUCGACGAUAACCACACCAUCCGGGGCAAUCCUGCCCGAGCCAAAGCGAACUCCAUUCAGUUUCCUGGGCGUCUUCAGCAGUGUCGUGUUCGGUCUCCUGGUCGGCGCCACGAUCAGCAAGAACAUAGCCAACUUCCUGGAGGAGAAUGAUCUCUUCGUUCCCUCCGACGAUGACGAUGACGACGAUGAUAAUUAGUACAACGAUCAGCGUUUCCAUUAUAAUUGUUGAAAUUAGAGAUUCUCUUAAUGCUAAUGAGUCAUUUGAUGCAACAUGAGGUGAUACAAGAGGAGUAAUUACACAAACUCAAGUGACACGUGGAGAGAAAUCUCAUUGCUUAUACAAUUUAGGUAUCUUAUUUAUGAUUACUCUAAUACCUGAGAGAGAUUAUGUAAAUUAUUAUAGAAAUAUUUAUUUAUACAGUUGUUGGAAGUAGAGCUUUUAAAAAAUCUAUGUAUAAAUCUUGCUGUUGUUGCACAUGACGGUGCAAGACACUAUCGUGUUUUUUGAUCUAAAUAUAUAUAUAAUAUCUAUAAAUAAAUUGAAUUAUAUGUUAAAUACAGUGUAAGUAAUACAAAAACGCUCAUUAUGACAUCUAUACAAUUGAGUGGCGUUUUAUAUCAGAUGUACAUGCUAUUAUAAUUACAUGUAUUUUUUUUCAGUCUUCGAUUAAUAUUCACAAAUUUCUAAAUGCGA
Messenger RNA from Camponotus floridanus (Florida carpenter ant), 865 nucleotides. It is a transcript of the gene EMRE, whose product is annotated as essential MCU regulator, mitochondrial. Gene Ontology annotation, cellular component: uniplex complex; mitochondrial inner membrane. The coding region runs from base 89 to 367 and encodes 92 amino acids. Gene Ontology annotation, biological process: mitochondrial calcium ion homeostasis; calcium import into the mitochondrion. The record is from RefSeq and is a predicted model, not a curated record. NCBI's taxonomy places the organism in Eukaryota, Metazoa, Arthropoda, Insecta, Hymenoptera, Formicidae. The transcript has 2 exons.